Penicillium cataractarum is the source of this 1542-nucleotide messenger RNA. RefSeq names its product PAN/Apple domain-containing protein. The record is from RefSeq and is a predicted model, not a curated record. The transcript has a single exon. Bases 1 to 1542 code for a protein of 513 amino acids. Lineage: Eukaryota; Fungi; Ascomycota; Eurotiomycetes; Eurotiales; Aspergillaceae.
AUGAGAGUUCAAUAUCUUGUUCAAGCUCUGUGCCUCCUCAAGGCAGUUGAGGCACAGAGUCCCAAAGACGAAUUCGAUGCUAUCUGCUCAUCCGAGCCCUCUCAAGACGGAGAUUUAAAAACCCUGGACAAUGGAUACAAAUUCCAAUAUGUCUGCAAGCAUACCGGAAACUCUGCCAACGCGAUCGAACCUACCUUGACUGCGGAAACGAUUGAUGAGUGUGCCGAACAUUGCGCCUCUCGGGACGACUGCAAAGGAAGCGCAUGGGUUCACAACUUCCAAUCCUGCCAGCUUUUCACCAGUGCAGAGGAUCUCCAAUCCCGCCGCACAGGAAUCUUCCUGCGUCGUGACGUGCCAGUUCCAGAUCCGGAACCUCUAAGCCCGAAAGCCCAAUUUGAAGCCGUCUGUGAUGAUCAUGAUGGAGACUUCGUGACCCUCGACAACGGGGAGAAAUUCAAGUAUGUGUGCAGACAGGCUGGUGUUGCUGCCAACUUGAUCGAGCCUGCCUUGGAGGCCGACACUAUCGAAGAGUGUGCUGCUCUAUGCGCCACUAAUGAAAAGUGUAAAGGAAGCACUUGGAUCCACUCAUUUGGCUCAUGCCAGCUGUACACCAAUGGGGACGAAUAUCAACCCCGACGUGCUGCCGUGUUCCUGCGUCGUGAGGUUCAAAGCGCUGAUUGCACCCACAUCGAGUCCGAUCUUAAGGACUGCGAGGCAUCAGAGACCGCACUCAAGGAGUCAGAGACCGCGCUCAACGAGAAAGUAGAUCUGCUACAGGAGGACAUCCGAUCAUGUCUAGAGUACAAGGAGCAACUCGAGGACACCCGGGCAGACCUUGAGGAGAAACUCGAGAAAUGCAAUGACUGCGAGAAGGAAAAGGCCGAUCUUCAACAACAGCUGAUCCAGGCGCAAAAAUGCGAAGCCGAGAAUGGCUAUAUUACCGAGUUGAACCAGCAAUUGGAGCAAUUCCACAAGGAUGCUGCCACUAGUGCUCAGCAGUUACAGCAGUGUAACAACAACGCGGCGACUGGCGCUCAGCAACUGCAGCAAUGUCGGAGCGAUGCUGUGACCAACACUCAACAGUUGCAGAAAUGCAAGACUGAUUCCACGACUACCAGUCAGCAGUUACAGCAGUGCCAGGAUGAUUCCACCAAGAGUGCUCAGCAGUUGCAGACAUGCCAAACUCAGUUACAAAAAUGCAAAACCGAUGCUGCGACUAGCGCCCAGCUUCCCCAAGUCAAGGACUGCAGAUAUGGUGGCUCUGACCAGAUUAUCAAGAUUGGGAACCGGACUUUCAAGCAGAAGUGCCCCGUGACUUUGGCCAAGAAUCGGAUGCCCCUCAGCAGAGUCGUGCGACCAGGCCUUACGAAGCCGGAGUGUCUCCUAAUCUGCGCCCUUGAUUCCACAUGCGUGAGUGUUUACUAUGUGGGUGGUACUGCCACCACUGGUGAAUGCCAACUUCAGAGUCGAAACAUUGAAUCGAUGCUGGCUAGGAGCAGCGCCGCUUACGGAGACCGUGACUGGGCUUUCGUCCCUGCGUGA